UGCCACUUAUUCGUACAAUUUUCGUGGCUGUAGCCGCAUUGGUCGUGCGGCUCUCGUCUGCUCCUCGCGCAAUAAACCAAAAAGAAAAGCGGAACGUAGAAAUAAAAGCAGCUACCCUGCCCUAAAAAUUCCCUUUUAACUUAUUUGUGAAAGGGUAGGAACCCCGAUUCGAGCCGCCCACUACGCGUUCCGAAAGUAAGAUAAAUCGAGAGCCCUGGCCAGCUCCAACCUUCAGAUCCUUCAGCACAUCCUCAUGGCCCCCGUGAGCGGCUGUUCGCCAACCGCCACCCACUCGCUGCAGGAUAUGAGCGCCGCUGCCGCGGCCAUCGCCUUGGACAUGAAGCCCAAAGGGGAGCCCCACCCCCUGGCCGCCGUCCCCGCCAAGAAACUGGUGCGGCGCAACGCCUCCGACAAGCUGAAGCUCAUUCGAAUGGUCCACGACAAACCGAUCCUUUGGGACUCGCGCCUUCCGAACUUCAAGGGCGCGGAGGAGGAGAAAAAUCGCGCCUGGGAGCAUAUAGGACGCGAGUUCAACGCCCCCGGCCGACGCGUGGCAAGGGCCUUCAAGUCCCUGCGGGAAUCCUACCGCCGGGAGCUAGCCCACGUCAAGCUGAUGGGUACCGACUUUAAACCCAAGUGGAGCCUCUAUGAGGCCAUGGACUUCUUGCGCGACGUCAUCAGAGAGAGAAAGGGGGCUUCGCAUGCCACCGAUCUUAGCCUGGCUGCGUAUGGCCAUAUUCACAACAACAAUAAUAAUAAUAACACUAACAGCCUGGGAUCAGGCGGAAAGGCAGGGGCCCUCAAGCUCUCAACAUCUUUCAACGAGUCAACCUCAGUGUUGAAUCUCUCCAAAUGUUCCUCGCAGAACAUGAGCGGCGAAGACUACUACAGCGACUACUACGUGAAGCCGGAGCUGGAUCUCUCGGCGGGCAAUGGGGCCGGAAGCAACAGCAGCGGCAGUAGUUUCACCGGAGGGCCACUUCCGUUGCCGGCACACCAGCAUCAGGCUCAGAACGACAGUCGGGUGAGCUCUACUCGAAACGAGAACCAACACGUUCAGCACUGCUACGACGACAUCGAUGCCAGCUCGAAUCACAGCGGGGACGAGGACACCGGCCACGCAUCUGACGGUGUGGAGGAGCUGGAUGCUAUAGACGCCGACUUUCCAUACCCCCUGAUUCUGGACUUCAACUCUCGCGGGAGCACUAAUGCGGGCGUGGACGAUGUAGCCCCAUCACGCAAGCGGCGCCGUAACGUAGAGCAGGUCGGACUAGAGGAGGGCAAUGGCGAUGCCGAUGCUGCCAUUGAUGGUGACGACUAUGAGGAGCAGAUGCUGCAACAGCACCGUCAUCUUCGCCAGCAGCAGGGUGCUGUUACUAGCGGAGGGCUGGAUCUGCCGCCCCCGCAAACAGUGCGUGAGGUCCUUAACUCCAAGUUCUGCGGCUUCAUCUCGGCCAAGCUGAACAGCAUGGAGGACUCGGAAGCGGACAACCUUAUGAACCGCAUUCUUCUUUUAUUGGUUCAAGUGCAGCAGUGCGAGGGGUCCACAAAAUAGGCUGUCCGAGGGAGGGGUUAGUUUUAGUAGCCAAGAAAAGCUCGUUAUCGAUUGAAGGAGCUGCUGAAAGCACUUAUAGCGGAUUGAUUCCUGUCAUUUGCUCUGAUUUUUAUUGCCAUAAGAAUUAUAAACUUACUUGCCAAUGCCAAAUCUGUGCCAUACCAAAAAUAUCUUUCAUGCAACUAUAAGAAUGGGUUUGCAAAAAAUUAUCGUAUUUCCUUUGCCCUCAUUUAAAACAAAGAACAGAACUCAAUGAAAACAAAAGACACAAAGACAAAAACAAAGAAAAUAGGUCAAGAAAAAGACUUAGGUUAGUUAAACAUUAAACGUUAAUUUCGUUUUAAGUCUAUUAACUGUAGAUUAUACUCAUGGAAACAUCUCAUCACAUGAACCUUACCUUUUACAUUAGCAAUUCUAUCAACCAGAUUAGGUCAUGACGUAAUAGAUCUGUUUGUUAAAUUAAACAACUGGGAAGAAAAAACACCCACUGGGAUAGUUCUUUCUAUGAUUAAGCUAUCGCCAUAAUUUUAGCUAAACAACGAAGUGAAUAUUUAUAUUUUUCUGAAAACCAGAAUUCUUUCUAUAAUUUUUCAAUAUUUACGUUUUUAAAUAAAACACCACAUACGGUAAAUAAAUAUAGUUUUGCCCAUAGCUUUAAUAACUUAAA
Molecule: messenger RNA, 2222 nt
Organism: Drosophila ficusphila
Lineage: Eukaryota; Metazoa; Arthropoda; Insecta; Diptera; Drosophilidae
Gene: Mes2
Exons: 3
Coding region: 254-1555 (433 amino acids)
Biological process (GO): regulation of transcription by RNA polymerase II
Cellular component (GO): nucleus; transcription regulator complex
Source: RefSeq, a predicted model, not a curated record